Molecule: messenger RNA, 408 nt
Organism: Helobdella robusta
Lineage: Eukaryota; Metazoa; Annelida; Clitellata; Rhynchobdellida; Glossiphoniidae
Exons: 3
Coding region: 1-408 (135 amino acids)
Source: RefSeq, a predicted model, not a curated record
AUGGCUUUGGCGGGUGUUAAGCGGUUUGCGUCAGUUUAUAAUAAUGCUGUCAAGUUUUUUGGAUUAUUUCCCACGAGAAAUCUUGUUGACUAUUAUCCAGUUCAUGAUGACAUUUAUGGACUGGAUGAAGAUAAAAAGCAGGCCAACAAAGUUGAAGAAAUCAUUUUAAUGUAUGAAGCACAGGCAUAUUUUAAAAUUUUAAAAAUGGUUCUGACCAGUUGGCUUUUUAAGCCCCCUACACACGUCAGUUUUUUUUUAGCAAACUGCGUGAACUGGCUUGAAAUAGCUUGUCUACACAGUUUCUACAACAAUCUUGUUCUCGUGUGUUCAACGCAAAACAAAACAUUCAAAAUGGAACAAUUUCCAAUUUUGUCCAUAGUAACAGCCUACAUAGCGACAAGAAUGUGA